Molecule: messenger RNA, 7738 nt
Organism: Hemibagrus wyckioides
Lineage: Eukaryota; Metazoa; Chordata; Actinopteri; Siluriformes; Bagridae
Gene: abca7
Product: ATP-binding cassette, sub-family A (ABC1), member 7
Exons: 50
Coding region: 166-7158 (2330 amino acids)
Biological process (GO): transmembrane transport; lipid transport
Cellular component (GO): intracellular membrane-bounded organelle; membrane
Molecular function (GO): lipid carrier activity; ATP hydrolysis activity; ATP binding
Source: RefSeq, a predicted model, not a curated record
CCCACUUUCCUGUCUUUCUCGCGCUUCCUUUCUGAAGUAUUCGCACGAACCGACUCCGACACCGGCUUCAGUACAGAACAGGAAUGUUUCAGUGUAAUGCACUGUCUAAGCAAAUAUAAGAAGGCAUUUUGACACCAGAGCCAUCAUGGUCAUCUAGAUAGCGCCAUGGCCCUAGGAACCCAGCUCUUACUCCUGCUCUGGAAGAACGUCAUCUACCGCAGGAGGAACAAGAUCCAGCUGAUCAUAGAGCUGCUUUGGCCGCUUUUCCUGUUCCUCAUCCUCAUCGCUGUACGGCACUCGCACCCUCCUUACAAGCAGAGCCAGUGUCACUUCCCCAACAAAGCUCUGCCAUCUGCAGGCACUCUAGCAUGGGUUCAGGGCAUCAUCUGCAACAUCCAAAAUCCAUGCUUCCACUACCCCACUCCAGGAGAGACACCGGGUGAAGUGGGAAAUUUUGACAACUCGAUCCUUUCUCGACUAUUUGUGGACGGCAGGACCGUUCUCGCCAACCUUGGCAAUCAGACCACCCUCUCAGCUUUAGAGAACCUCUCGCUUGCUGUUCGGAGACUGGUCCAGAGGCAGGAAGCUUGGCCAAAUCUGCCAGUUGGAGAGUACCUAAAAGCCAAUGAGACGUUCUCUUCCUUUUUACGGACCAACUGCAGCCUUCCUUCUUCAACUGUUGACCAGUUACUGAAAGCACAACUCAGCCUCCAGGUGGUGUCACUGGCAGGUCCUGGGAUGCGUCUGUCCGAUAUCGUCUGUAACGCCACACUCCUGGACAGCUACCUCACGGUGGAAGGAAACUCCUCAUUCACCGAACUGCAGCAGAACUUGUGUGCCGUUCCCUCCGAUUUGCUGCAGCAGGCUGAGCAAAUCUUUCUUUCACAACUGAACCUCAGCAAGAUCAUCACAAGGGAGAGACUGCGCUCCAAUGCUGCUGAAGUGCGUCAGCUCAGCCGGACAGUCUCGUCUGUGGCUCGGGACUUCAGCUCACUUUUGAAUGAUAUGUCUGCUUUAUCCAGCUUCACGGAGUUGAAUGCAGAACUGAGGCUGAUUUCUCCAGAGAACGGCUCAACGCAACCGCGAGAGAGUUUCCGAGCUUUCUCCAGGAUUGUUUGCGGGCAUCCUGAGGUGGGCGGUGAGAAGAUUCCUUCUUUUAACUGGUAUGAGGACCAGGACAUCAAGUCCUUCUUGGGUAAAGAUGGGACAGAGGAAGAUGACUUGGAAAAUAACAACACUACCACUCCAUUUUGUAAAAACCUGAUUCAAACCCUCGAGUCGAAUCCUCUCUCACGCAUUGUAUGGAGAGGCAUUAAGCCACUUUUCAUUGGGAAGCUUCUGUACACACCGGAUACUCCUGUUACACAGAGAAUCAUGAACGAGAUGAACAGGACCUUCCAGGACUUUGAGAUUGUUGCACAAAUACACGACGCAUGGGAGGAAGUAGGACCCAGGCUGAAGAGCUUCAUGGAAAGCAGCGUGGAGAUCCGUAUGCUACAGGAUUUGCUGAAGCGACCUGAGGUGGCUGUUAUGGUGAAUCUGCAACUGGAGAACACUUCCUGGACAGCUUCUCGCAUCGCUCACUUCCUCUCCACACCUAAUCCAAACACUGCUGCGAAGGAAGGAGCGCCCGCUACGUGGCUGGAUCUGUAUCAGGAUUUCAAUAGCACUAUAAGCCUCUUGUCCCAACUCACAAAGUGUUUUUCACUGAAUAAGCUAGAGGGAAUGGCCACAGAAGGGCAGCUGGUGGAGCGGGCGUUGGAGCUGCUGGAGGAUCGGCAGUUCUGGGCUGGAAUAGUCUUCCUCCUCCCGGACCCUUCCUCCACAGAGCUUCCUCCUCACGUCAAAUACAAGAUCCGCAUGGACAUAGAUGAUGUCACACGCACCAAUAAGAUCAAAGAUAAGUUCUGGGAUCCUGGUCCAGCCGCAGAGCCCUUCAGUGAUCUGCGCUACAUCUGGGGUGGCUUUGUUUACGUGCAGGAUUUAGUGGAGCGAGCAAUAACACGGGUGCUGAGUGGCAAACAACCAACUACAGGAAUAUAUGUACAACAGAUGCCCUACCCAUGCUUUGUGGAUGAUGUAUUUCUGCGGGUCUUGAAUCGUUCUCUCCCACUCUUCAUGACGCUGGCCUGGAUAUACUCAGUGGCAAUGAUAAUUAAAGGUGUGGUUUAUGAGAAGGAGGCACGACUGAAGGAGACUAUGAAGAUCAUGGGCUUGGGCUCGGGAACUCUCUGGCUCAGCUGGUUCAUCAGCAGCUAUCUGCCUUUUCUCUUCAGCUCUGGCCUUCUCAUUACUGCACUGAAGUUGGGAGACAUCUUGCCCUACAGCGAUCCUGCGGUGAUCUUCUUCUUCCUGGCCGCCUUUGCUACAGCCACAAUCAUGUUGUGCUUCCUCAUCAGCACGUUCUUCUCUCGCGCCAAUCUGGCAGCAGCUUGUGGAGGCCUCAUCUACUUCUCUCUCUACCUGCCCUAUGUGCUCUGCGUGGCCUGGAGGGAAUAUCUGACCAGCACACACAGAAUCCUAGCAAGCUUCCUCUCUCCAGUAGCCUUCGGAUUUGGCUGCGAGUAUUUCUCUCAGUAUGAAGAGCAAGGAGUGGGUAUUCAGUGGUACAAUCUACUGUCCAGUCCUGCCGAAGGAGACAAAUACAACUUUACUACCUCAAUCAUAAUGCUGUAUGUGGAUGCCUUCAUCUACGGAGUGGCCACUUGGUACAUUGAAGCUGUGUUUCCAGGGCAGUAUGGAAUUCCCAGGCCUUGGAAUUUUCUCUUCCAGUUAAAUUACUGGGGAGGAGUACCGCUGGAGGCUGACAUUCCCAUUCCUCCUGCACCAUGUGAUCAACCAGACAAUCAGAUCGAACCGGAACCUUCCCAUCUCGUCCUUGGAGUAGCCAUACAUGACUUGGUGAAAAUAUAUAAAAAAGGAGCCAAGCUUGCUGUCAAUCAUCUGAGCCUCAAGUUCUAUGAGGGCCAGAUCACGUCAUUCUUGGGUCACAAUGGAGCUGGCAAGACAACGACGAUGUCCAUUCUGACUGGCCUGUUCCCACCGACUGCUGGUACAGUUUACAUAAAAGGCAGAGACAUUCGCACAGACAUGGACAUCAUUCGUAGAACUCUGGGAGUGUGUCCUCAACACAAUGUUCUUUUCCCAAAGCUAACUGUAGAAGAGCAUGCAUGGUUCUACGGCCGUCUUAAAGGCAUGAGCAGUGCUGAGGUCAACGAGGAGAUGGCCUCCCUGCUGGAGGAUGUGGGAUUGUUACACAAACGGCACGAGCAGACCAAGAACCUUUCAGGCGGCAUGCAGAGGAAGCUCUCAGUAGCUAUAGCCUUCAUAGGAGGGUCUAAAGUCGUUGUCCUGGAUGAGCCCACUGCUGGAGUGGACCCGUAUUCACGACGUGGGAUCUGGGACCUACUGCUCAAAUACCGCAAAGAUCGUACCAUCAUUUUAUCAACACAUUACAUGGAUGAGGCUGAUCUCCUCGGCGACCGCAUUGCCAUUAUCUCUCAGGGGAAGCUGUGCUGCUGUGGCUCUCCACUUUUCUUAAAAGCUCACCUGGGCACAGGAUAUUACCUCACCGUAGUGAAGAAGGAGCUCCAGAGUCUCACACCAAGCAGUACAAGUGGAGCCAAUCUCUCAGCAUCUACGCUCAUGAAGGAGAGCGAUUCCUCCGUGAGUGAUGACACUGGACUUGGAAAUGAGAUCUGUGGCUCAGAUGUGAGUGGCCUUGUGGCUCUUGCCCAACACUACAUUGCUCGGGCUCGGCUUGUGGAAGAUGUGGGCAGAGAGGCAGUAAUCAAUUUCCCCCAUGCUGCAUCGGAGGAUGGGACUCUCGCCCUUUUCUUGGCAGAGCUGGAGAAACGGCAGAGCGAGUUGGGCAUCAUCAGUUAUGGACUCUCAGAUACUACACUAGAGGAGAUCUUUCUGAAGGUGGCAGAAGAGACAGGAGUAGAUGCUGACCCAGAAAGAGGAGGUGAGGAAGAACCACCUGAGGACAGAGACACAGAAAGGAAUCAACAUUAUACAACAGAUGCUAAUGAAACGGACCCACUGAGCAAUAAUGUUCAGGGUGGCAUGACCCUUACAGGCUGGCGACUGACCUGGCAGCAGCUCCGUGCGCUCUUUACCAAGAGGCUAAAGUACGCCCUGCGCAGCCGAAGAGGUUUCAUAGCACAGAUCGUGCUACCUGCAGUCUUUGUCCUGGUGGCUCUUCUGUUCAGCCUGAUCGUCCCUCCUUUUGGAAAGUAUCCCCCUCUGGAGCUGCAGCCAUGGAUGUACGGCGAACAGUACACUUUCUUUAGCAACGAUGCCCCAGAGAACCUUGAAAUCCAGAAUCUGCUUCAAGCUCUUCUAGAUCCACCUGGAUUCGGGACCAAAUGCAUGGAGACAGACAUGGAGCCCCAGUGUGAGGACAGCGAGGCGGGGACAGUGUUUCUUCGUCCCCAGAUUUCCUACAGCACGUGGCAGUUUUUUAACAAUGGCAACUGGACAGAUGUGCACCCUUCUCCUGAGUGUGAAUGCAGCACUGAGGAUGUUCGCAGAAUGCUACCCGAAUGCCCAGUGGGAGCAGGAGGCUUGCCUCCUCCACAGAUCAAAAGACAGACAGGUGACCUGCUGCAGAAUCUGACCGGCCGUAAUAUUUCUGACUACCUCAUCAAGACUUAUCCACAGAUUCUGAAAAAAAGCAUGAAGACUAAAAAGUGGGUGAAUGAGUUCAGGUAUGGAGGAUUCUCUCUGGGCAGUAAAAGCUCACAGAGUCAGACAGACGUCCAGCAGCUAGAGCAGUCUGUAAUGUCUAUCAGAACACGUUACAAAAUAGCACAGAACAGUUCACUGGAUCAACUUUUGGACAGAUUACCAAACCUUCUUACUGGGAUUAAUAGUACAAACAAUGUUAAGGUGUGGUUUAAUAAUAAAGGCUGGCAUGCCAUGGUAUCGUUUGUGAACAUCAUGAACAACGGACUGCUCCGUGCCAGUCUUCCUCCAGGACCAGACCGAAGGAAACAUGGAAUAACAGCCUAUAAUCAUCCACUUAACCUCACCAAGGAGCAGCUCACCGAGUUGGCCUUAAUGACCACCUCAGUGGAUGUCCUGGUGUCUAUAUGUGUGAUAUUUGCCAUGUCCUUUGUACCAGCCAGUUUCGUACUGUUUCUGAUUGAGGAGAGGGUCAGCAAGUCCAAGCACCUUCAGUUUGUUAGUGGGGUCAAACCCAUUCUCUAUUGGACUGCAAACUUUGUUUGGGAUAUGUUGAACUACACGGUUCCUGCUACCAUGGUGGUCUUCAUCUUCAUAAGCUUCCAACAGCAGUCUUAUGUCUCGGAAAAAAACCUUCCCGCGUUAGUGCUGCUUCUCCUGUUCUAUGGGUGGUCCAUCACUCCCCUGAUGUACCCUGCCUCGUUCCUGUUCUCUGUGCCCAGUACAGCUUAUGUGGUGCUCACCUCCAUCAACCUUUUCAUCGGCAUCAAUGGCAGCAUAGCCACCUUCGUCCUUGAGCUCUUCGUUGAUGAACAUUUAAAUGAGGUCAACAGGAUCCUCAAGAAGGUCUUUUUGAUCUUUCCUCACUUCUGUCUGGGUCGAGGUCUUAUCGACAUGGCUAAAAACCAGGCAAUGGCAGAUGCUUUCCAGAGGCUUGGAAACAAGCAGACAUUGGAGCCACUGGCAUGGGAUUUUGUAGGGAAGAACUUGUUUGCUAUGGCAGUUGAGGGUGUUGUCUUCUUCAUUUUCACCGUACUGCUUCAAUACAAGUUCUUCAUACACUUUAGGCUGUGGUCUGAUCCCAUCCUGCCACCCCUGGGCCCUGAGGAUGAGGAUGUAGCAAAUGAAAGAGAACGUGUGAAAAGCAACAAACCUCAGGACGAUAUUCUUACUGUCAGAGACCUAAGCAAGGUUUAUAAAGCAGGCAAAAGGCCAGCAGUGAACCAGCUUUGUCUUGGUAUUCCUCGGGGAGAGUGCUUUGGGCUUCUUGGGGUUAAUGGAGCUGGGAAGACUUCGACUUUUCGCAUGCUGACAGGAGACACCACUAUUACCUAUGGAGAUGCUUAUCUCAACAGUUACAGUGUGCUGAACGACAUGGACAGAGUACAUCAGCUCAUGGGCUACUGUCCUCAGUUUGAUGCCAUCAAUGACCUUCUGACUGGAAGAGAGCACCUAGAGUUCUAUGCCCGAUUGCGAGGAGUCCCCGAGCCAUAUGUAGCAAAGGUCUCACAGUGGGGCGUGAAAAAGCUGGGACUGACUCAGUACGCCGAUCAGGAAGCUGGGGGAUACAGUGGAGGAAAUAAACGUAAACUCUCGACCGCCAUUUCUCUUAUCGGAGCUCCACCAGUUGUUUUUCUGGACGAGCCUACAACAGGAAUGGACCCGAAGGCUAAGCGCUUCCUGUGGAACUGUAUCCUUAGCGUCAUCAAAGAAGGCCGAGCUGUCGUUCUCACAUCCCACAGCAUGGAGGAGUGUGAAGCUCUCUGCACUCGCAUGGCCAUCAUGGUCAAUGGGAGGUUCCAGUGCCUGGGAUCAGUGCAGCACCUCAAGAACAAAUUUGGCGAUGGUUAUACAAUAAUCCUUCGCUUGUUUGCACCAUCUUUGGACCCCUGCCCCAUUGAUACCUACAUCCAGAAGUGCUUUCCUGGAGUAGAGCUGAAAGAAAGACACCACAAUGUUCUGCAGUAUCAGCUGCCAACUCACGCCUGCUCCCUCGCACACGUGUUCGACAUUCUGUCAAACAACAGCGAAGAGCUGGGAAUUGCGGAAUAUUCCGUCUCUCAGACAACACUGGACCAGGUGUUUGUCAACUUUGCAAAGGAACAAAUGGAUGAUGAUGACCGACUAAGAGAGGUGGCUGUAAACAAUGGAUCAGAUGCAGCACAAUCCCACACAUCUCAGCACUCCAGUCAAACUCUCUCUCCAUUGCUAACCACUUCUUUUAAACCUAAAAGGUCAGUGUCUCAAGUUAUGGCUGCUCAGUCACCCCAUCCAUUAUCGUCCUCCAGAUCCAGUCAGCCAGGAGCUGCAGGGUCGAAGACUAAAGAGAGGAAAUGUAGCGAAACAAAACAACCUCAGCAAAUACAAAUGCAGCCUCUGAUGGAUUUCCCAGCUAAUGGAAUCAAGUGCACAGAAGAAGAGAAAUCUCAGAGCAAAGACAUAACCAAGCUUUUUGUCGUCAAGACAUGAGCGACUUCUCUGUCUUGGAUCUUGAUAUUUUGCUUGAUGAUAAUAAAUUUAGUUUCAUCUGUAUUUAUCUCAAACUACCAUCCUUGUAUUGAAGAUAUUAUGAACUCUCAGGACCACUCUGUUAGUUGUCCGAAAACUCCUGUAUAAUGUAUAACACAAAUUGCACUUUACAUUACUCUAUGUAUAUUUGUGCAAGUAUUGACCAAUCUUAUUUUUUAGAAUUUUUUUUUCAUCAUUAACUAUAAGUCUGAAAAUGAUGUUAUGAUCAGAAACUGCCUUUAAUAAGUCAGAUUUUUUUUCUAUUCUUAUUAUUGCAUACCUCUGAUGCAGCUUUAAUACCAAACUGUAGGAUGCACAUAGGAUAAAACUGUGUCACUGGAAUGUAUUCUUGAAUCAAAAUAUCAUUAUGGCAGAAGUUGUAUAUUGCACAUGUAAAGUGAUAUGCACUGAGAUGUUCACUUUCUUUGUUCGGGAAAACAAAAACCGCAAAUGCACUCGAGUUACAUGAGAAGAAUCUAUUAGUAGGUUAAAUGAUGUGUUUGUUUUAUUUUAUUUUAUUAUAAAUGAAGUAUUUAUUUUG